AUGGCAUCCACCAUGUAUUCGGAAUUAUGCGAAGAGAUAUACAAACGAAUCACAGCCAAGCUACAGGGAUCCCCCGAGGACGGGCGCCGCUUCGCCGCGACAGGAACAACCAAGAAAGUGCUGAACGAUGGCCUUCUCCGACGCUUUUUCACCAGUCUUGAACUUCAUGACGGAGUCUCGAGGGCUACUACUUCUAACACGGAUCAUUUAAUACGGAGGGUUGCUGAAAGAGACCUGUAUAACUUUUUGGCAACUCUGAUCUACAUUACUUGCAGCAUCCAUGCCGCGCGAACCUUUGUGACUGAGCUUGUCGCUCACGAUGUCUGGCAUGCCGAAAUUUACAAGCUGCCCGUGAAGCGCAAUGUCUUGGCUGAUCUGUUCCGGGAUGAAGUUACACCAGACAAAUUUCUUGAGCAUCAAGCAUGUUUCUGUCCUGUGGUGAUUAAAAGGGGGGAAGAAAUUCCCAUUGAGAAUCCGGACAGACAGCGUCUUCCUUAUCUUGGGGAGACCUUUCUCAAUGAAGGCUCAUUUGGUGCAGUGUAUAAGGUAAAAAUUGCCAAAGGACACUUUUACGAUCCUGCCAUGAAGUCUGCCAACGGUGAACCAAUAGAAAUUGCGCGCAAGGACUACAUUCGAUCUUCACGAGAGAAUAGGAACGAAAUGCUCAUUAUGAAGCAAAUUUUAUCUGCGGAGUGGUCCUGCAAAAAUAUCGUGGAAAGCUACGGCAGUCUUGCAGUGGGCCUAAAGACAUACAGUCUGUUCAUGCCGCUUGCCAUGUGUGACCUGUGGGCAUACAUGAUGCAAUACACACCUCAGAAGCCCGAGAAAGCCGCAAUUAUUAAAGCCGCUCAGGGCCUUGCCAAUGGGUUGAAAUUUCUUCAUACCGGGAUCACGAUGGGCGAUGGCGAAAGGCUGGUUUGUUAUCAUAUGGAUCUCAAGCCCAAGAACAUUCUGGUAUUUCCGGAAGAGCUAGAUGGAAACAUCCAUUAUGUUUGGAAGAUCAGUGACUUUGGCAUGUCUCGUGUGAAGAGUGUGAGAACAGAGAGGUCUGGAUUGCGUAGCGAGGGAGAGAAUAACUUCAACGGUCCCUUUGUUCGACGCGAACAGCCAGAAGACGGGUCUGGAACAAUGAAUCGUCGAGAACAAUCAACUUACCUUGCACCCGAGUCCAUCUCUGCGAACCGAAAUAUGAAGACCAGCAGUGAUGUAUGGUCUCUCGGUUGUGUCAUUAGCGUCCUGUUCGCAUAUUUGGAAGGUGGCGCCGCUGGAGUGACCAGCUAUUCUGACAAGAGAGUAGCCCAUUCAAAAUCAGAGAGCUAUGAUCGUUUCUUUGUUCGGGACGGAGGAUUCAAGCCCUUUCAAGUCAAUCCGGAGGUCAGAAAGUGCCAUGACUAUCUGAUUGUGAGAGCAAGGCAACGAAACGCCAACGAAGGAGCAGCCGUGCGACUUAUGUUAGAGUUCCUCGAGAAUGAGGUCUUCAAAGAUCAAUCAAAACGAUGCAACGUGUCUGCCGUGGAAGUUAUGAUCCAAGCAACAAGACAGAUAUAUGAGAACCUGGAGCAACCACCAAUAGAAACCCAAUAUAUGCCUAGGAAGUCCAGUUGGGUUAGGAAAAUGCGCAAUCAACUUUCGAGUGCUGGUGGAGAAACAAGCCAUGGUGUGGAUUUCAGACUUGAGAGGAUUUUUCUGGACGAUAAUGAGCCUUUCAAAGGAUGUGGAAUCUCGCCGGAUGGAUAUAUUGUUGCCUUUUGGACUGAUUUCAAAAUAUCGAUAUACACGUCCAACUCAUUGCCUAUAGCAGGGGCGAAUGAACCAAUCCCGGUGGUGAAGCCAGCAGGAGAGUAUACAAUAUCAGAUUGUAUCUGGAAAUCCGUAAGCGUGACGGAUAAGUACCUGGUAGCAUCCACAUCGGGGGGAAAUUUCGAGUGCUACGUUUUUGAUUUCCAAGAAGGACACUCGCCGGGUGAGAGCCUUCAAUACCCGCGUCAUACCUCCCUGCAAUCGCUUCCGGAAAUCAAAAGGCUAGCUCUCUCACCCGACAGCCAGACAAUCGUAUUUAUUCUGCGUGAUCCAAAUGACGAGAACAAACCCGGGACCCUGUACCGUGCUCCAGUCGGGUCAGUGGAGCACUGCCAGCGCCAAUUUGAAUUGGAUUGGCCUGCAUCGGACGCUAUUCAGUUGUUCUUUUCAACAACCGAGGACAUAUGGAUCAUCUUUCGUCCACAUCUUACAUCUCGUGACUGGGAGCACAAGAUCCCAAUCUUUCACGUCUGCCUUAAAUCAAAACAGAUAGAUCCUCUCACAAUUGAAUUGCAAGGAUUCGACAUCACCAGUACUGUGGGCAUAUUCACGACCUUGGCCCCCUUUAACGAGGUUCCCGAUGCUUGCGCGGUUGUCACCCGCGAAGAAAUGCUUCACAUCAGGAGCCUUGACCCAGAGAGCAGGAUUCAGCCAGCCGCGGCAGAUAUCCACACAUAUCGAGUAUUGAAAUUGAUGAUGGGCUGGGAUGAUAAGCGACUGUUCGCUGUUGGCAAACGGACCGCUAAUCAUAAGAUGCUCUUGUUAGAAAUGACAAUGCCAGGACCGACUAAAACAACUUUGAUCAAAGAGCUUGCUGAGCUCCCAGGCCUCUCAAAUGAUGAUGAAUUUGCCGUGAAGCUGUCUUUCUUGAGAGAAGAGAAGUUUAUUCUUCUCGCUGCCCUUACGAAUGACAAUCGACGUGCAAUAUACAGGUUCCGGAUUAUUUGA
This is a messenger RNA of Penicillium pulvis, 2748 nucleotides long. Its product is annotated as protein kinase family protein. Gene Ontology annotation, biological process: chromosome segregation; protein phosphorylation. Gene Ontology annotation, molecular function: protein kinase activity; ATP binding. The record is from RefSeq and is a predicted model, not a curated record. The coding region runs from base 1 to 2748 and encodes 915 amino acids. Gene Ontology annotation, cellular component: nucleus; centrosome; cytoplasm. The transcript has 3 exons. NCBI's taxonomy places the organism in Eukaryota, Fungi, Ascomycota, Eurotiomycetes, Eurotiales, Aspergillaceae.